Numida meleagris (helmeted guineafowl) is the source of this 2065-nucleotide messenger RNA. It is a transcript of the gene CCDC89, whose product is annotated as coiled-coil domain containing 89. NCBI's taxonomy places the organism in Eukaryota, Metazoa, Chordata, Aves, Galliformes, Numididae. The coding region runs from base 749 to 1768 and encodes 339 amino acids. The transcript is spliced from 2 exons. The record is from RefSeq and is a predicted model, not a curated record.
ACCUAUCCUCCAUCUCACCUCUGAUAAUUGGAGCGAGACAGUGUGGCAGCCCACCUCCCUCUGAUUUUACCCAUUUUGGAAGAUGUGGUACCAUGCCCUCCUUGUCUUGUUCACUUCCUAUUCUUUACCCACAUCACAUCUUUGCUUCUUAUCCUUUCCCAAUGGAGUCAGCAAAGCAUACACCUGACUUUUUAACUCCAGCUGUAUUUGUUUUUCCCCUUCCCAAUUGUAUCUGCUACAUUUUUCACCAACUGUGAAUAAAGCUGCAAGUUGUUCAGGGUGAGGGCUACGGGCCUCCAGCAUGUUCUGCAAAGGUCACAGCCUGCCAUUGUGGUCUCCCCUGGCACAUGCAGGGCGUGAGCCAAAAGGAGUUCUUCAGGCUCGAGGAAAUCCUCUUCCCUCUGCUGAAUCUGGGUGCCCUGGGGAGUGUUAGCAGCAUUUGUUUGCUAAGAACUACUCCCAGCUACUUCCAUGACUUCUGGCUGAAGGCAGGAGUUCUGGAGUGACCCAUUCAGACCCGCAUUGCCAUGGACACAAGCCCCAUGCUAGGAGUGUCAACAAACGGGCCGAGGAAGGAAAACACCUGGCAAGAGAAAAGAUUUGUCCUCCUAAGCCCCUCUCUCUGUUGUUUUUCCACUGGAUAGCCCCAGCCUUUUGCUCCUUCCCUGUUAUAACUGAAUGUUUUGGCAGGACCCAAAGCAGCAGCAGCGGAAGAGUCUUCAGGGCCCACGAGGAGAGAGAGGCAGUGAUGGCCAACCACACAAGUGACGCGGAGACGGGCAAAGAUGCAGAAGAUCUGACAGAAGGCCUGGAGACACCCUGUGAGAGCCCUGAGGAGAAGAGAGAGAAGGCUCUGCUGCGGGCACGCCUGGAAGAGCAGCAUCGCCUUAUCUGUAUCCUGAAGAAAAAAACGGAUGAUGCACGCAAACGCUGCAAGAGCCUGGAGCGGCUCAACGUGGAACUGGAGAAACUGAGGCUAGAGGAUGCUGUGAAACUAAAAACCCAGACCCAGCGGAUUCAGUACUUGGAGGAUUUGGCCAGCAACCGCGAAAAAAUGAUCUACUCCAAGGACGAACACAAGAAACAGAACACACAGCUGAAGGAGGAAAACCAGCGCCUGCGGCAGAACGAAACCCUCUUCAGCCAAGCAGUGAAGGACAAGGAGGCUGAAGUGCUCCAGCUUGCCACCCAGGCCAGAGAGCUCUCGCAGCAGCUGGAUGCCCUGCACGAGAAAUGCGCUUUUGAGAGUUACAGAGCCCAGCAGCUAGAAAAGGAGCUCCUGGAAGCUCAGAACCAGCGAGCACAUGUCUGUAGCUUGGAGGUUGACUCGCUAAGACAACAGCUGCAGUGCCUACAGGAGGAGCACCAACAGAUCAUGGAACAGCUAGAGCAUGGAGAAAGCCAGCAGAAGGCUCACGAUAUCGAGCUGCAGGCCAAGCUGGAGAGGGCAAAUGAGGAGAAAGAGCAGUUACUGAACCUGGCCACGGAAAGGGGCAAAGCUCUGCAAGAAAAGCAACGGGAAAUUCUGCAACUGGGGAAGAAGCUGGAGACGGCAGAAAGAGCCAAAUGGAGAGCAGAGAAGAACGUUGUCAAAGAACUGGCAGCAAACUACGACCUGAAGGUCCAAGAGCUCCAGCAAGAGCUGAAAAGCAGCCACCAGGCAUACAGUGAGCUCUUGCUGCAGUUUGAUGCUUUCAGAAAGCACAGUAUGGAUUUACUGUCUAAAGAAAAAGCGCUGAAUGUCAAGCUCCGUCACUUUAAGGCAUAAUGUCAGCUUUCUGCUCCAUUCUUAGCAGGUGCCUCUACUGUACCACACCACUGAUUUCUGUUCCUGUUCAUGCAGCUGUCUUCUAGCAGAUCUCUGUAAUGUACUCACAAGCUUAAAUCCUUCUGCAAGGACUGGUCUGUAGCCUUUUAUUUUUUUUUUUGUUACAGUUUUUCAUAAGAGCUCUACACCAUUAAAUCUGAGCAGGGGUUGUCGAACUAGCCAAACCACGUCAGACCUGUAACAUGAAAGAUUAGGGUGGAAAAGUUAAAAUAUGAAUUUGAUUUUAUUUGGUCCUAA